Molecule: messenger RNA, 699 nt
Organism: Lottia gigantea (owl limpet)
Lineage: Eukaryota; Metazoa; Mollusca; Gastropoda; Lottiidae
Exons: 1
Coding region: 1-699 (232 amino acids)
Biological process (GO): regulation of DNA-templated transcription
Molecular function (GO): RNA polymerase II cis-regulatory region sequence-specific DNA binding; DNA-binding transcription factor activity, RNA polymerase II-specific
Source: RefSeq, a predicted model, not a curated record
AUGAGAAUACAUACUGGAGAAAAACCCUAUCAAUGUGAUGUUUGUAAAAAGUGUUUUUCCAUACAAAGUUCAGUAACUACUCACAUGAGAAUUCAUACUGGAGAGAAACCCUACCAAUGUGAUGUUUGUAAAAAGUGUUUUUCCGAACACAGUACAUUAACUGCUCACAUGAGAGUUCAUACUGGAGAGAAACCCUAUCAAUGUGAAGUCUGUAAAAAGGUUUUUUCUCGGUCAGAAAGUCUUAUUGAGCACAGGAGAAUACACACUGGAGAGAAACCCUAUAAAUGUGAUGUUUGUAAAAGAGAUUUUAAAACAAGAAGGUAUCUUUCUGUUCACAUGAGAAGACAUACUGGAGAGAAACCUUAUGAAUGUGAUGUUUGUAAAAAGUCUUUUACUGAAGCAAGUGGGAGAAAUCUUCAUAUGAGAGUUCAUACUGGAGAGAAACCUUAUAAAUGUGAUGUUUGUAAAAAGUUUUUUUCUUGGUCAAAAAAUCUUACUGUUCACAUGAGAACUCAUACUGGAGAGAGACCUUGUAAAUGUGAUGUUUGUAAAAAGGGUUUUGCGUCAACAGGUUCGCUUGCUGUUCACAUGAGAACUCAUACCGGAGAGAGACCUUAUAAAUGUGAUGUUUGUAAAAAGGGUUUUAGGACAACAAGUUCACUUAAGCGUCACAUGAGAAUUCAUACUAAAGAAAUGUGA